CCUUUAUGUUGACUCCUACUGAUGAGGAAAGUGACCACCAGCUCCUCUCUCACAACUCUCACGUAGCUGAGAGCCAAGAUCAGAAAGGAGGCAAGCAUGGAGACUCAGGCUCAACUAAUGCAGAGCCAAGUCAACAGAAUCUACAUCACGAAAGUACAAGUCACACUAACAAUGUAGACAACCCUCACCUGCCAGAGAUGCACUGUGAUACUCACACAGGUAAACAGCCUUUCAAAUGUGACACAUGUGGAAAAGACUUUCAGUAUAAAUCAUUACUAGAGAAACAUAUAAGAACCCACACAGGUGAGAAGCCAUAUUCUUGUGAAACAUGUGGGAAAAGAUUUUCUCAGAAAUCAUCAUUGGACUGUCAUAUAAUAUCCCACACAGGUGAGAAGCCAUAUUCUUGCAAAACAUGUGGGAAUGGAUUCAUGUCUAAAUCGUCAUUGGACUCUCAUAUAAGAAUCCACACAGGUGAGAAGCCAUAUUCUUGCAAAACAUGUGGGAAAAGAUUUACUCAGAAAUCAGGAUUGGACUCUCAUAUAAGAACCCACACAGGUGAGAGGCCAUAUUCUUGCAAAACAUGUGGGAAAAGAUUUACUCAGAAAUCAACAUUAGACUCUCAUAUAAGAAUCCACACAGGUGAGAAGCCAUAUUCUUGUAAAAUAUGUGGGAAUGGAUUUAGCACUAAAUCAGCAUUGAACUCUCAUAUGAGAAUCCACACAGGUGAGAAGCCAUAUUCUUGUAAAAUAUGUGGGAAUGGAUUUAGCACUAAAUCAGCAUUGAACUAUCAUCUAAGAAUCCACACAGGUGAGAAGCCAUAUUCUUGCAAAAUAUGUGGGAAUGGAUUUACUCAGAAAUCAGGAUUGGACACUCAUAUAAGAACCCACACAGAUGAGAAGCCGUUUGCAUGCAAAACAUGUAGGAAGGCUUUCAGAAGUAAUUCUCACUUGAAAAUCCACAUGAGAACCCACACAGGUGAGAAGCCAUAUUCUUGUAAAAUAUGUGGGAAAAGAUUUACUCGUAAAACAACAUUGGACUCUCAUAUAAGAACCCACACAGGUGAGAAGCCAUAUUCUUGUGAAACAUGUGGGAAAAGAUUUUGUAAUAAAUCAGGAUUGGACUCUCAUAUAAGAACCCACACAGGUGAGAAGCCAUAUUCUUGUGAAACAUGUGGGAAAAGAUUUUCUAAUAAAUACACAUUGGACUCUCAUAUAAGAAUCCACACAGGUGAGAAGCCAUAUUCUUGCAAAACAUGUGGGAAAAGAUUUACUGAGAAAUCAACAUUGGACUCUCAUAUAAGAACCCACACAGGUGAGAGGCCAUAUUCUUGCAAAACAUGUGGGAAAAAAUUUACUCAGAAAUCAGCAUUGGACUCUCAUAUAAGAUCCCACACAGGUGAGAAGCCAUAUUCUUGUAAAAUAUGUGGGAAUGGAUUUACUAAUAAAUCAGGAUUGGACUCUCAUAUAAGAACCCACACAGGUGAGAGGCCAUAUUCUUGCAAAACAUGUGGGAAAAAAUUUACUAAGAAAUCAGGAUUGGACUCUCAUAUAAGAUCCCACACAGCUGAGAAGCCAUAUUCUUGCAAAACAUGCAAAACAAAAUUCCGACGUAAUUUUCACUUGAAAGUCCACAUGAGAACGCACAGGGGGGAAAAGCUGCAUCACUGCAGCACAGAGGGUCCAGAGAUUAAAGAGUAACAGGAGGAACUAAAAGGAGUUUGACACUUCUGACUUCAGGGUUACACUCUGUAAUAAGUGUUGGAUCACACACUAUGUCUACACACUACCUCAGCAAUGAGGUCACUGAGGUUAUUUCUUCGUUAGAGGAAAAUUGUCCGUCUGUUUUGGGUUAUUGGAUUGCAAUGGGAUAGUGCUUGAUCACCUGAACGUACAGGUGUAAAUGCAGCCGUGAUAGAGGACAUGGCUGGUGGGAUGCUGGGCUUCAGAAGCUCGUGUGUAAUGCAUACUGGUACAUGCAGGCAGUCCCUGCACGGCUCCGCGAGCAGGAGAACUCAGCUUUAGGAUUCAGGGGGAUCUAUUGGCAGAAAUGGAAUAUAGUAUUCAUAACUAUGUUUUCUUUCGUCUAUAAUCACCUGAAACUAAGAAUUGUUGUGUUUUCAUUAGAUUAGAAUGAGCCCUUCAUAUCUACAUGAGGAGCGUGUCCUCUUCCACUGAGACCACCAUGUUGCCUCUUUAGUAUCCCAGAACAGACGAACCAAACUCUGCUCUAGAAAGGGUCUUUCCUGUUUUUACAUUACCGGAAGCCACUGUAGGUUCUCUCAACGCUUGCAAAAGGAGUAUUCAGUUAGUUGCACCUGCAACCUCACCGCUAGAUGCCACUAAAUCCAACACACUGGACCUUUUUAAGGGGAAAGUUUAAUGUAACCGACAAUGAUGAACAAACUGUUAACCAGAUGAAUGUUACUGCAUUGUAUGAAACUUUUUAAUUGAACAACGGUGACACUGAGCAUGGAUGAUUGUAGCAACACAAUAACACAUUAAUAUAAUGUGUUAUACUACUGCACAUUGUUUGAAGACUGACUGACAGAACAUAUUGCUGGAAAGGCCAGAAGAUAUAGAAGCUUAAGGAGAACGUAUUCAUAUCACACAUGUUAGUUACCAAGGUAGAAUGGUGCAUCACAUUUUAUGGUUUGUAAAUAAUGAAUGUCUGUAUAAAUUGUUUUGAAGAGAUGCUGUCAAGUAAUUUCUUUCUAAAUGCUGCAAACUUAUUGUGAUUUUAGAAAAAUGUAAACCAAUCAAAUGUUAACGUUCAUUAAUGUUUUCUUAUUUGUUUUUUCAGUUUUAAUUUUUUUUGUAAAUGCAUUUGUAUGAACAUGGAGAUAAUGGUGUGUGUUGUAUUUCAUGCCAAGUAAUUACAAUAAAUGAAUUUACUUCCCUUAAAGAUCUCCU
Messenger RNA from Cottoperca gobio, 2909 nucleotides. Its product is annotated as gastrula zinc finger protein XlCGF26.1-like. The record is from RefSeq and is a predicted model, not a curated record. Lineage: Eukaryota; Metazoa; Chordata; Actinopteri; Perciformes; Bovichtidae. Gene Ontology annotation, cellular component: nucleus. The transcript is spliced from 2 exons. Gene Ontology annotation, molecular function: DNA-binding transcription factor activity, RNA polymerase II-specific; RNA polymerase II transcription regulatory region sequence-specific DNA binding. The coding region runs from base 6 to 1697 and encodes 563 amino acids. Gene Ontology annotation, biological process: embryo development; regulation of transcription by RNA polymerase II.